Lactuca sativa (garden lettuce) is the source of this 1308-nucleotide messenger RNA. RefSeq lists its product as uncharacterized. The record is from RefSeq and is a predicted model, not a curated record. Gene Ontology annotation, molecular function: protein dimerization activity. Lineage: Eukaryota; Viridiplantae; Streptophyta; Magnoliopsida; Asterales; Asteraceae.
AUGUUCAUUUUAUUUGACCGUUUCAUCAAACAAGUCAGCCCGCGUGACGUUGUUCAAGUUGUCACAGAUAGUGCUAGCAACAAUGUUUUUGCUGGCAAGCUUGUGGAAGAGAAAUACCCGCACAUCUAUUGGACUCCUUAUGCAGCGCAUUGCAUAGAUUUGAUAUUUGAAGACAUCUUCAAAUUGCCACAUUUAAAAAGGACACUUGAUAAGGCAAUCGCGGUGAACACGUAUAUUUACAAUCGUACUUUGCUACCUAAUAUGAUGAGAGAGUUCACCGGGCAAAAGGACAUGGUGAGGCCCGCAAAGACCCGAUUUUCCCCAGCUUUCAUCACCCUGAAUUGUUUUAAGGCUAACAAGAGGAAUUUAAAAAAAAUGUUCACUUCUGAACAAUGGAACAAGAGCAAGUUUUCAAAGUUGGAUGGAGGCACGCACACGAAAAAUACUAUAUUGACGCCUAACUUUUGGAACACUAUAGAUAUUGUAGUGAAAAUUGGUUGUCCGUUGUUAAGUGUGCUUCAGUUAGUUGAUGGAGAGAGAAAGCCUCCAAUGGGUUACCUAUAUGAGGCGAUGGAUAGAGCAAAAGAGGCGAUUGCUCAGGCUUUCAAAAACAAAGAAGAUAAAUUAAAUGAGGAUGAGGAGAUGAAGAUUCAUGCCGAGCUCCCAAUAUACCGAAGUGCACAAGGGAUCUUUGGGAACCCGAUAGCGAAGAAAAUGAGAGUAAAAAUUGCACUAGCGGAGUGGUGGAUGCAAUAUGGAGCAUCAGCCCUGACAUUAAAAAAGUGUGCGGUCAAGGUGCUAAGUCUUACUUGUAGCUCGUCAGGUUGUGAGAAGAAUUGGAGCGUAUUUGAACAUUUACAUUCUAAGAAAAGAAACCGGCUAGAGCAACAAAAGUUGAAUGACCUUGUUUAUAUCAAGUAUAAUCGGGCUUUAAGAAGGUGGUACAAUAUGCGUGAUAUGAUUGACCCAAUUAUAUUGGACGAUGCAAAUGUUCUAGAUCCGACUGAGUGGUUGAUGGGAGGCGAAGAAGAGGAGGAAGAUGCCCCAGUCUUCGAGGGUGAGAAUUUAACAUGGGGUCAAGUUGCAGAUGCUGUUGGGGCAUGUGAGCCACCUUAUUCUACAAGAAGCAGGAAUAGGGGGGCUAUUGACAAGUCCGCAUCGAGCUCCAGAGGAAGAUGUUUAAUAGAUGAGGAUGAUGACAAUAACUUGUGUGAGGAAGAAAAUGAUGUAGCUGCUUAUAAAGAUUUUGAGCUGUCAUCUGUUCAAGAUGAUGAUGAGCUUGUCUGUGAAGAUCUAGAUGAUAUUUGA